AUGGAAGCGGAAUUCGAGAACAAAUUAAAUAGCACAAAUAUAAUUGACAAGGCUAGUGGAAUUAUAAUGAUUAUUUGCGCUUUGAGUAUAUGGAUAGCGAUUUUUGGUGUUUGCUUACUACUUAUAGUUGUUGUUAUAUUUAAGCAAUUUGAAUAUUAUAUUAUUAUAUUUCAAACUAGAGCUGUAAAUCUACUCUAUUCAUUCUUAGAUUUGACGAAAAUUUAUCCGAAAAAGUCACAAAGCCUAUUAUUAUUUGAAAUACUAAUAGGUGUUUAUAAAUGCAAUCCACAUUAUGAUGAUAAAAAUCAAACCUUUACGUAUGACAUUUAUGAUAACAAGUCUAACAAGAUUACAAAUUAUAUCCCUAUGGAGGAUUUUAGUGUAAUAUCUGGACAAGGAUCGGAUAUAUGCAUGCUUGGAGAAAAUCAUCUUAAGGAGAAUGGAAAAUUGAUAGUGUUUUUUCCAGGAAACGCGUAUCAUCUUAUAGCGGUCUUGGAAAUAAUAAAAAAAUAUUUCGAAAGAUAUAAAUCCGAUAAAGUAUGUGUGGCAGCGAUGAUAUAUAGAGGUAUGAAUGAGAGUUUGACACCAUCAGAGAAAAACUUGAAAAAUGAUAUUCAAAAUUUUAAAAGAAUUAUCAAAGAAACCAAUCCAAAUACAAAAUUUAUCAUAUAUGGAUUCUCCAUAGGAUGUGCGCCAGCAAUACAUUUGGCGUCCAUAAUUGAAAAUCCGCAGAAUAAUUAUCAUACAUUGAUAAUACAGAAUCCAUUCAGGAAUUUGGGCGCUGCAGUCGAAGGAAUAGUGGAACAAAUUAUUCCGAUUCCUAGAUUAAUAAUCGAUCUUUUCAUAAGUGAUGAAUGGGACAAUGAAAAUAAGUUAUUACUUGUUAAUGAUGAAACCAAAAUUUAUUUGUUUAUUUCCGAAGAUGAUAACGUAAUCAAGCCCAAAACGAAUCAGUUAGUACUUAACAAUCUAUUGAGCGAGAAACGAACUUUAUUCAUUAAUUUUAUGCCAAAAAUUGUGAAAACACCUAGAACUCUUUCUCGUGAUUGUUCACGACAUAAUAUUGAUAUGAGUACUGAUAUUAACGAAAUUAUUAAUGCUAGUAUCCGCCAUAAUAAAUAA
Ordospora pajunii is the source of this 1122-nucleotide messenger RNA. RefSeq lists its product as uncharacterized. Bases 1 to 1122 code for a protein of 373 amino acids. Lineage: Eukaryota; Fungi; Microsporidia; Ordosporidae. The record is from RefSeq and is a predicted model, not a curated record. The transcript has a single exon.